Lactuca saligna is the source of this 573-nucleotide messenger RNA. Lineage: Eukaryota; Viridiplantae; Streptophyta; Magnoliopsida; Asterales; Asteraceae. The record is from the annotation of a GenBank genome assembly.
UCCAAGUUAAAUUGAAAUGAAAUUCCUAUUUUACAAACCAAUUUUUGAAUGGAUGGGGUUGUUUUAUUUCCUUUUACAACAGUUAGGAUCCAAUCAAUUUUCAACCAACAUUCAACUUUGGUCUAUAAUUACUCAAACCGAUCAAUUCUCCCCUCCUUGUAUUCCUUGAUGCUGAUUUUGAUUCUGAUUUGGUUUCAGAUUCUAUCCAUAUUUUCCUUCAAAUCCGAGAAGAAGGAAAUGCAAUUCUCAACAUUUCAACCCUCUCUGCAAUCUUUCUUCACCUCCCCUCUCCUCUUCCCAUACCCAUUCAUCCCUGAAAACUACGUUCGAUGGGAUCGUUGGGACGAAACCCCGGAAUCCCACAUCUACUCCGCCGAUAUCCCUGGUGUAAGAAAAGAAGACAUACGUGUGGAAAUCGAGGAUUCGAAGUACCUCAUCAUUCGAACGGAAUCAGCAGAUGAUAUGAUGAUAAUGGCCGGACGUCGGAGUUUCUUGAAGAAAUUCAGGCUCCCGGAAACAAUCGACGUGAAUGGGAUUUCUGCUGGCUAUGAGAAUGGUGGAAGUUCUUGCUAG